AUGAUCAUUCAGGCUGAAAUUGCCGAUUACGAUGUAGGUCGGGUAUUGAUCGACACUGAAAGUUUGGUAAAUGUGAUUUUUACCGAUGCGUUCGGAGGAUUGGGAAUUGCUGACAGCAUGGUCAAUGGGCAGAUAACGCCUCUACUCAGUUUUUCUGGGGAUCUGGUCCAGCCAGUCGGCAGUAUCAGUCUGCCCAUCACCUUAGGCGUUGCCCCUAGAAUAACGAUGACCUACGACCAAUUCCUCAUCGUCGACUACCCAACGACAUAUAAUGUCAUCGUAGGAUGGACGACACUCACCAGUGUCAAAGCCUACUUGUCCCCCCCCAUGUUGCUGAUGAAAUUUCCUACCCGCAACGGUACUGGCGUUAUCCGAGGAGACCAGCUCAGCGCACGGACGUGCUAUGCGACCGCUCUGAAAUCAGUAGCUUGCAAGCCUCCAAUAAAGGCCAUGUCUGUGCAGGGACUACUGAACGAUAGCGGGCCUAUAGACGAUGUGUAA
This is a messenger RNA of Prunus armeniaca (apricot), 501 nucleotides long. The record is from the annotation of a GenBank genome assembly. NCBI's taxonomy places the organism in Eukaryota, Viridiplantae, Streptophyta, Magnoliopsida, Rosales, Rosaceae.